AUGCAGGGUUUUAAACAGAAAAGACAGUCCCAAAUUUCAAACUAUAAAGCAGCAGCUUAUGAUGGUACCAUGGAAUCAAUGGAGGAACAUAAAGAAAGAUGGUAUAUAGACAAAGCAACCAGAGGACUUGGUAUUACUAAGUGGGGAUCCCAGGUGCAUCUGUCCCCGAAAACUGAAAAGAACAGCUUGGCAAAGGAGAAUGAUGAUGACAAGGAGGAAGAUGAUGAUGAGGAGAGAUUCCCUACAAUGUUUCCAUUGACGCCUGCCUUUUCUUCCAGAACUGCUGCAUCUUCUGUGUUAAAUAUCAACGUUGGUGGGCACAGCUACCACCUCACUUACCAGGCAGUAGCCAUCUAUCCUACAACACGACUGGGCCGCUUGGCCACUUCCACUGACCGCAAUUGCCAGCUAGGCCUGUGCGAUGACUAUGCAGCUCAAGGGGACGAAUAUUUCUUUGAUCGCGACCCUGCUGUCUUCCAGCUGGUCUACAACUUCUACGCUUCAGGGGUAUUACGAGUGCAGGAUGAAGUGUGCCCCCUCAGCUUCUUGGAAGAGUUGAGUUACUGGGGGGUUCGGCUCAGGUACACACCACGCUGCUGCCGAAUUUGCUUUGAGGAGCGAUGCGAUGAACUGAACGAGCAGCUGAAAGUCCAGCAGGAGCUGCAGGCCCAGGCUGCAUCCCAGGAGAGCGAGCAUCUCUUCCGGCACAUGCGCUAUGCACAGCAGCGUUGGCGCCUUUGGAAUCUCAUGGAAAAGCCCUUCUCCUCUACGAUGGCAAAAGCCAUGGGCGUGACCUCCAGUUUCUUCGUGCUCAUCUCAGUGGUAGCAUUGGCUCUUAACACUGUAGAGGAGAUGCAGCAUAGGAACAAGGGCACAGGAGAGAUCCGUCCCAUGCUGGAACAUGUGGAGACAUUCUGCAUUGCCUUCUUCACACUGGAGUACGUGCUGCGGCUGAUCUCCACCCCAGACAUACGCCGCUUUGCUUAUAGCACACUCAAUGCUGUGGAUCUCAUUGCAAUAUUGCCCCUCUACCUCCAGCUGGUGUUGGAGCAUUUUGUUGAUGAGGACCAGCCUCAUGGUCAAGGCUCGCAGCAUGAGCAUGACAUUGAGAAGGUGGGGCGAGUGGGAAAGGUAGGGCAGGUGCUACGCAUCAUGCGCCUUAUGCGUAUCUUCCGCAUCCUCAAGUUGGCCCGCCACUCUACAGGGCUACGAGCCUUUGGUUUCACUUUGCGCCAGUGCUAUCAGCAGGUGGGCUGCCUCUUGCUCUUCAUUGCUCUGGGAAUUUUUGCCUUCUCUGCCAUGGUCUACACAGUGGAGCAUGAUGUUUCCAGCACUAACUUCACCAGCAUCCCCCAUGCCUGGUGGUGGGCCGCCGUAAGCAUUUCUACGGUUGGCUAUGGAGAUAUGUGUCCAGAAACCCAUCUGGGACGACUGUUUGCUUUCUUCUGCAUUGCUUUUGGAAUAAUUCUGAAUGGGAUGCCCAUCUCUGUGCUCUACAAUAAGUUCUCAGACUAUUACACCAAGCUGAAAGCUUAUGAGUAUACAGCUAUACGAAAAGACAGGGGGAAGGUAGAUUUUGCACGGAGAGCCAUGAAGAAGAUGUCAGAGUGUUAUGGAAACAGGCCAACCCAAUUACCAAGACACAGAUACAGUUAA
Eublepharis macularius is the source of this 1656-nucleotide messenger RNA. It is a transcript of the gene KCNV2, whose product is annotated as potassium voltage-gated channel modifier subfamily V member 2. The transcript has 2 exons. The coding region runs from base 1 to 1656 and encodes 551 amino acids. NCBI's taxonomy places the organism in Eukaryota, Metazoa, Chordata, Lepidosauria, Squamata, Eublepharidae. Gene Ontology annotation, molecular function: voltage-gated potassium channel activity. The record is from RefSeq and is a predicted model, not a curated record. Gene Ontology annotation, biological process: potassium ion transmembrane transport; protein homooligomerization. Gene Ontology annotation, cellular component: membrane; voltage-gated potassium channel complex.